Messenger RNA from Saccharomyces eubayanus, 909 nucleotides. RefSeq names its product Dpi35p (gene DPI35). Lineage: Eukaryota; Fungi; Ascomycota; Saccharomycetes; Saccharomycetales; Saccharomycetaceae. The coding region runs from base 1 to 909 and encodes 302 amino acids. The transcript has a single exon. The record is from RefSeq and is a predicted model, not a curated record.
AUGACGUAUCCAAAAAGAAUACCCUUAAAUGCAUGGUCUGAUGCCCUGAAGGCAGCCAAACCACUAAUUAUUACUUUUGAUGCGUACAAUACGUUGUACGCUACAAAACUGCCGGUAAUGGAACAAUAUUGUAUAGUUGGACAUAAAUACGGUAUCAAAGCCAACCCUUUGACGUUAACUAAGAACUUCCCGCAUGUCUUCAAGAAACUAAAAGAAAACUAUCCUCAGUAUGGAAAAUUUUCUAAUAUUGGGCCUGAAGAAUGGUGGUCCAGUUUGAUAAAGAAUGUUUUUGCACCAAUCGAAAUUCCCGAUGAGAUGGUGAGUGAAAUAUUGCUGCGGUUUGAGGGUUUUGAUUCAUAUUUUGUUUAUCCAGAUUUGAUCAAUUUCUUGAAGAAUGUAAAGGCAAGAUACCCUAAUAUUAUUCUAGGAAUAAUAAGCAAUACUGAUCCAAUCUUUUACAAAUUACUGAAAAACAUUGGGUUGUAUGAAACAUUCGCCGAUAAUAUUUAUUUAUCAUAUGAGCUUGACCUGGCAAAACCUGAUAAGGCCAUAUUUGAAUAUGCAUUCAACGAUAUUAUAGAUAAGCGUCCUGAUUUGCUGAAGGUGUACUCUAAGGAAGAAAUUUGCCAGCACUGUUUCCACAUCGGAGAUGAACUAAAAAACGAUCUUGAAGGUGCAGAAGGUGCCGGUUGGACUGGAAUUCUGUUGGAUAGAAAUGACAAAUACGGAUAUCUAUCGGAGUCACUUGACAAGACUGUCAGAGAUGAGUAUAAGCUAUCACUUGACAAAAUAGAUAACCAUUCUAUAAAGACUUGGGAAACAAGUAGCAAACAAACAGACACUAUACAGUUGAAUAAAAAAAAAUAUGUUGUUUCAAACCUUGAGGUUUUAGAAGAGCUAUUUCCUUAA